Messenger RNA from Candidula unifasciata, 3745 nucleotides. NCBI's taxonomy places the organism in Eukaryota, Metazoa, Mollusca, Gastropoda, Stylommatophora, Geomitridae. The record is from the annotation of a GenBank genome assembly.
AUGGCUGCCUGCAGCCUUUUCGAAGAGGAUGAAGUCUGUGUGUACAAACCGGGAAAGGGCUACAGUUUUGGACUAGUCUUGGAGAACUCUGAAUUUUUGAGCAGUGGGGAAGAGGAUGAAGCUGAAGCUUUAAACGAUCGACUGUCCAAAGGAACUGUGAGAGUGUCAUGGUAUCCAAGUGGCAAAGAAACGGUAGUCUCCGAAGAUAAGGUGCAACUGUUGGACAGAUCUCUCAUGCCAGGCGAUGUGGUCAAACGACUUAUUCCUGGACAGGAGAGCCAGUGUGGAUUUGUCAUGGACAUGGAUGUUCACUGUCACCUGCGCAUACUGAGAACCAGCAAGUACAUCUACAGUGUCAACUCCAAAGACCUGGAACCCUUGCAGAAGUUUGAAUAUGGGCAAGAAGUGAUGCUGGACUCAUGGCUUGGCAGAAUUGAAGGCUUUGAUAUACAGGUGAUCCUGCUGUUUGCGGAUGGUGCCAGGUGCCAGGUAGAUGAAAGUGAUCUUUGUCCAUUUCAUGAUAUCGUGGAAAAGAGAUCGACGAGUGAGUUCAGUGAAUGCCCCUUCUAUCCUGGUCAAGAAUUAAAGGGUCAUUUGGAUUCACUUAGCGAUGCCAGGUGGUUGAAUUCUACUUCCCGCUACUGCCACAGAACUGCCAACAAGAAAGGAAAAAGCACCUCUGUUGUAGUCAAAGUAGAAAAGAUUGUCUACAAGAGUGUCGAAGUUCAUUGGCUAUAUAGAGGCUUUGAGAAAAGUGAUCAUGUCAAUGAGGCAUUGAGUCCACCACCUAAUGUCAUUGAAGGAGAUAAUGUGGAGAGGUUGAAGAUUCUGGACUGGUUCAGUCACUGCAGUGUUCAGAUUGGCGACUUUAUGACUUACCGCAUCAAAAAUGAUGACAUUAUCACCUCCAUUGAGCCUGCCAAAGCCUAUGACCCCAAGACAGCAUUUAUAAAAGAUGCUGCUGUGAAAGUUGUACGGGACAAUGAUAACAAGAAACAGGAUGAGCCUGUUACCAACUCUGUGACAAGUGGUACAUCCAUAGACAAAGAAACAGAUGAUGGUGAUGAUGCAGAUUUCGAGGAUGUUGAUGAUGGAGACAAAUCUUGUCUGCUUGAGAAAAAUGGUGCCAGUGGGGGCAGAGGUACUGGUGGUGGACAUGGGGGGCGGAAACGCAGCAGGGUUGUGAAGAGCUUCGGACAGCGGCAGAAAUCAGGGAAGCAAGGGCACAAUCAGAAAACUAACAAUAAAAAACAACGAGCUGUUAAGGAAUGUUCCUUCAAACCUGAUGAAGUGGUACAAGUGGAAGUGGAAUUCACAACAUCAUGGGCAGCAGUUAUGUGGCAGGAUGGAACAGUGGAAAAGGAUAUUCCUUCUUUAGAACUAUUUCCAGUGCACCAUUUAGAUGAUUUAGAGUUUUUUCCUGGGGACUUUGUUCUUUCUACUGUAGACCUUCCAGAGCCAGCUGAUUAUGGUGUUGUUGUGAAAGCCGACCAUGCUGAAAGGACCUGUUUAGUGCAUUGGAUGAAAACAUAUGAAGUGGGCAAAGCCACUGCACCAACAAUUGUUGCCAGCAAUUGUGAAGUGAGUGUGUACGACAUCUCAGAUCAUCCUGAUUACAAGUUCCGACCCGGCCAAAGCAUUGUUCGUGUGGGCGGCUUUGAGCACCUGCCAACGGAACCAGGAACGCCCUUGCAGGCUGUUGGUCAAAUCUUUGAAAUGGAUGCUAAUGGUCACCUUGUGGUCAAGUGGGCUGAUGGAUCUAUUAGCCAGUGUUAUCCACAAGAAGUGUACAUUAUAUCUGAGGAUAUGGAUGAUGUGAGUGACAAUAGUGUUGAAAGCUGGGCAUCCGAAUCUGAGUAUGAGACGGAUGGGUCAGGUGAGAUCUGGGAAACAGAAUCAGAGAAUGAGAUCAUUGGUGAAGACAGCGAUGAUAAAGAUGGCAAAGAUGACAGUGGCUUUGAUCAGGGAGCCCUUUGUGUACACAAGCAAAAGUUGGAUGCUUUACUCUCCCGAGCUGAAGUUGCUCUUGUCAAACUGCAGAAGCUUCUUAAUGUCUUUGAUAUUUCUGCUGUGUCUGUGCCUGAAUGCUUUCAUGACAUUAUUCGCAUCUACCGCAGCUGUCACGACCUCGACCACAUCCUCCAAUCUUCAUUCUUCAGUGAUCCAGAACUGCAGUCAUUGAUCACUCAGGCCAAGAAGGAGAUCAGACGUGACAAGGCAAACAAAAUUUCCAAGCAUUUGUCUCAAUUGUUUGAAGCUUGGAGCAGCUCGUUGCCAGCAGAGGAUGGAGAAAAUGUAGGCACAGUGGCAAUUGGUGGGAAAACUAUUCGUGUUAGUGCUAAGAGAAAAGCAGCAGACAUUGAAGUCUCACUUCAGGUGCCUGCAGGAGAAGGGGACAGCUGUGAUAGUUCUCAUUCACAGUUGAAGUCUGGUGCAGCUGGGGGUAGUGAUGCGUCUGAAGGUAGCAAUGUCAGCAUGCUGAUUCAUGACUCGCCUGCUGUCUCAGAUCUGAUUAACGCUUGUGAUACACUUUAUGAACUGAAGGGAAUGAAGGAACUGAGUGAAGUUGCCGUGAAUGAUUGUAGCAGAAGUGGAUCUCAUGAGAGAAGAUCCUCAGAUCCGUCAAGUAUUAGUGCUGCUUUUGCUUUUAAAAAUAAGAAGAAGAAUAAAGAUGCUAACCUGGUAGGUGAGAACUGUGUUUCUAAAGCUGCCAAACGUACAAAAUCAGAUGGCUUUGAUGAUUCUGGUCAUGAAGCUAAGAAAAGUAGAGAUGAAACCAUGACAGCCACUCAUGUUGCUCAAGAUCUCUGCUACAAAAUUUGUGAAAGUCUCCAAAAACAAAUAUUAAAAAUUCAUGAAGAGGUCAACAAAAGGACUAGGAGACUAAUUAAUGUCACUGCAAAGCACAUUGCUGCAAAUGAGAGCACUGUCUCAAAAGAUGCGAACGUACCAGUUUCGCCAGGGAGUGACUCCAGCGAGACUGUGGGGUGUGAUCAUAAUGAAGGUCCGGAUGUUUCAAAUCCAGUAGAGCAGGAUGCAGGUUGUGUGAAAAUAGAUAACGACCCAGCUUCAUCAGUCUUGUCACCACCAUCUGCUGAAGUUAAAGACAGUGCUAACGAAGAGAAGUGUCUAGAAAAAGACAAACCAUUUGUAACAGAUAACAUUGAACUGGUUGAAGAGAAGACUACAAACCAAGAUGAACCUUUAGCUGUCAAGGAAGAAGCUUGCGAAGCAGUGUCCUCUAACAGCUGUAUCUCACUGAAGGAAGAAGCUUCUGAAACUCUUGAGGAUGUCAAAGAAAUGCUGGAUCCAUGCAAAGGGUUUUGUAUGUAUGGUGAGGCUCAGUCAUUUCAUACUUACAUAUCACGAGAAAGUCAACCAGCAAAUCCGCGUGUUUUCAGAACCACUGUCAGGAAAGAGCUCAAACUGUUUCAAACCAGUCUGCCUGACGGUAUAUUCAUUAAAGGAUUUGAGGAUAGACUUGAUCUAUACUCAGUGAUGAUUCUGGGACCAGCAGGCACACCUUACGAGGACGGCCUGUUCUUGUUCGACAUGAUGUUGCCUAAUGACUACCCGAAUGCUCCACCACUAUGCCACUAUCACUCGUACUGUAGUGACCGUUUGAACCCUAAUCUGUAUGAGGAUGGAAAGGUUUGUGUUUCAUUGUUGGGUACGUGGGCAGGCAAGGGGACCGAGGUAUGGACAUCCAAGUCCAGUCUGCUGCAAGUGUUAGUUUCUAUACAAG